UCUUGAAUAUCUAAUGGAGCUAAUCAAGUAUGUGUAACACUUGAUUCACAAUUAUGCAAGAUUCUGUUAAUAUUAGAAUAACACUGAAAGUGUCAUUUUCUUUUUCCGAGGUACUAUUUUGGAAGUUGAGGGCAGCAAUAUUUGUGUGUGCAUACAUACAGGUCAUCUCCAUCACAAAGUAUUUUAGAAGUUAGAUUUGUACAAGAUCAUUAUUAUUUACGUAUAAAAACGACGACACCAAGCUCAUUUCCUCACUCUUUCCUCAAAAGUGAGACAAAUAUGGCUGCUUCUUUUGUCUCCUAUCACGCUUGCUACAGUAUCAGUUACUCUUUAGCUAAGCAGAGUCAGUAUCUGAGCAAGUCCAAACUGCCAAAACCCGAGAGCAGCAGAAAUGGAUGCGGAUCAACUGGUGCAAAGAUUAAUGCUGUGGCUGUCACAGAGACUCUGGACACGAAAGUAAUGCAGACACGACAGAAUAUCCCGACGUUUAAGCAGUUUGCUGAUCCUCAUCGUCAGGCACUUAUCAUUGAUAAUGGUGUUACGUAUAGACAGACGGUGGUUAUUCGUUCUUAUGAAGUUGGGCCAGACAAAACAGCGACUCUGGAGAGCAUCCUUAACCUUCUUCAGGAAACAGCAUUGAAUCACGUAUGGAUGUCGGGUCUUCUUGGAGAUGGAUUUGGUGCUACACAUGGAAUGGCAAGAAACAAUCUUAUGUGGGUCGUCUCAAGAAUGAAGUUACAAGUGGACCAUUAUCCAAUAUGGGGAGAAGUGUUGACACUUGACACCUGGGUUGGAGCAUCAGGGAAACAUGGGAUGCGAAGAGACUGGGAACUUAGAUCACAGGCCACGGGUGUUGUAUUUGCUCGCGCAACAAGUACAUGGGUAAUGAUGAACCAGAAGACUAGACACCUCUCAAAAAUGCCGGAUGAAGUGAGGGCGGAGAUUUCACCAUGGUUUAUUGAGAAGCGAACAAUUAUUGAAGAUACUCCCGAGAAGAUUAAGAAGUUGGAUGACACUGCAAAACAUGCCACCUCAAGCUUGAAGCCCAAGAGGAGUGACUUGGACAUGAACCACCAUGUAAACAACGUCAAGUAUGUAGGAUGGUUGCUAGAGGCAAUGCCAGACAAGUUUAUGGAUGAGCACCAGCUGUGUGACAUUACAUUGGAAUACAGGAGAGAAUGCGGAAGUUCUGAUAUCAUUCAGUCCCUUUCUGAACCUGAUGAAGAUAACAGUAUCAAUGGCACUUUGAAAUAUACACAUAUUCUGCAAACAAAAGGAGAACUCAGGAACGAGGAGAUUGUUAGAGGAAGAACUACAUGGAAAAAAAAACAUUCCAAUACGCAAUUUCCUAAGUAUUAAACCGUAUAUACUUAUGCAUAAAAUUUUAACUUAGUUGAUUCAUAAACACUUGAACAGCUUCUUUUUUUCUGGCCAUCUUGGUUUUUUCUGUUCUUGAUAUAUUGUAUAAAUUAUGCGCUAUUUUAUGCAAACAAGUUUGUUGAAGUCUGCUAUUUAGGGCU
This is a messenger RNA of Daucus carota subsp. sativus, 1520 nucleotides long. RefSeq names its product palmitoyl-acyl carrier protein thioesterase, chloroplastic. The coding region runs from base 280 to 1359 and encodes 359 amino acids. The transcript has 7 exons. Lineage: Eukaryota; Viridiplantae; Streptophyta; Magnoliopsida; Apiales; Apiaceae. The record is from RefSeq and is a predicted model, not a curated record. Gene Ontology annotation, molecular function: fatty acyl-[ACP] hydrolase activity; acyl carrier activity. Gene Ontology annotation, biological process: fatty acid biosynthetic process.